GUGGUCCAGAAAAACAGAAAACUGUGCUCCUCUUGCUGGACGAUGAACACCUGGACAAUUCUCUACAGGACACCAGAGAAAUAUAAGAGCAAAAUAUACAUGCCAAAUUCACUGUGGUCAUUAUCAUACAUUGCAAGGUCAGCCUUGGUGAAAAUGCUGAUGGGAAGACUAAUGAGGAAGAAAUGACCAGAACCAAGGUGACCCUCGGAACUCCGUCACACUCAGAGAAAGUCAGCCUUGAGAACAAAGAAUGCGAAUGUACCACGAACAGAAUCUAA
Molecule: messenger RNA, 278 nt
Organism: Coregonus sp. 'balchen'
Lineage: Eukaryota; Metazoa; Chordata; Actinopteri; Salmoniformes; Salmonidae
Source: the annotation of a GenBank genome assembly